UGCAACGGUGCGGGCGAAUUAUCAGUCAUUUAAAGAUAUAAAAGACCGCAUAUCAAUGCCGCGCCGCCGUGUAGCGCUCCGAACUCAGUAAAAAGUCGUCGUCGGUCUUCUUCACUACACACCGUAAAACUCGUAGUCCGUAGCGCUGCGUCUAUCGCGUUGGGUGUUGUGUGCAGUGUGCGUGCACCUACUUACCUAGCUCGUGUCCAUACUUCUUUGUAACAGGCUUGGUUGCUCGACGAAAAAGUAUACAUAUGCUUGACGUAGUUAUUGCGAAUUGACUUUAGGUACCUUGCCCGAAGGGCCAAUCAAUCGAACAUUAAAGUGUCGUUGCUUUGCAUCGAUUUCUUCUUGUGUUGACGUUCGAUCCUGAAAACAUCAGUGUCUCCUGAGGGUUGUAACUUAAACUCAACAUGAAAGUCGUUCGGCCGAGAGUGUUCUUCGAUGUCGAAGUGGGUGGAUUGCCAAUUGGCCGAAUCGUGUUCGAGCUGUACUCGGAUGUUUGUCCAAAAACAACUGAAAACUUUCGAGCUUUGUGCACCGGUGAAAUGGGCAUGGGCCAGACCACGGGCAAACCUCUCUGUUAUAAGGGCAUCGUUUUUCACAGAGUAGUGAAAAAUUUCAUGAUUCAAGGAGGAGACUUCUCCGUCGGCAAUGGAACCGGUGGUGAAUCUAUCUACGGUGGUACCUUCAAGGAUGAAAAUUUUCACUACAAACAUGAGAAGCCAUUUCUGCUAUCAAUGGCAAAUCGUGGAAAGGACACCAAUGGGUCACAGUUUUUUAUAACGACUCAGCCAGCUCCACAUUUGGAUAACAUUCAUGUUGUUUUUGGUGAAGUUGUUUCCGGUCAAGGAAUUGUAUCCCAUGUCGAAGGACUUCCAGUUGAUAGAAAAUCUAGGCCCCUGCAAGAUGCCAAAGUAGUAAAUUGUGGUGAACUUGUCUUAAAGACUAAACACAAACAAAAACGAAAAGAAAAAGUUAAAGAUAGUGAAUCCGAAUCAGAUUCUGAUUCAGAAAAACCAAAAAAGAAGAAAUCAAAAAAGAAGAAGUGGGAUGUUACAGCUGAAGAAGCUAAGGAAGAACUCGAAGAAUCUAAACUUUCAAAGGAUGAAAUUCCACAUCCACUUGUAUCUACAACAAAAAUAGAUCCAGAUGAAAUUCCUCAAGUGCCUGCAAAUCGGUUUUUGGAUAGAGGUGCAGCAACAAAUAAUGCAAACCAAAGACAAUUUUUCAACCGUAGACAAAACUUUAGAACAUCACCUGGAGGUAGAACUUUUAAGGGACGUGGUGUUUGCAGAUAUCGAUCUUUUUCACGUAGUCGUUCAAGAAGUAUAACACCACCUCAUUGGAAGCAAGCUCAAAAAAGGGUUCCUAGGCCAUCGCAAUGGGAUAGACCUGAUGAAGAUGCUCUAAACGAUGAUAAGAUAAGAAAUCAUAAUAAAUAUGAUAAUCAUUCUUCACAUAGUAAUGGUAAAUCACAUAGCGAUGGAAAGUCACAUAAAGAUAGGAAAUAUAGCGACGAAAAAUUAAAUAAUGACGAAAAAUCUCAUAGUGAUGGGCUCAAAAAAGAAUCAGAAAAAGAAAACAAACAUAAGAAGGAUAAAGAGUCGGUAAAGGAUGGUAGUAGCCCUAAACAUCAUAAGCGUGAUGUAGCAUCAGAAAAAGAAAGACGGAAUUAUCGCUCAAGGCAUGAUUCUACUGAUCGAGAUGAUCAAUCCAGAAGCAAACAUAAGAGCAGUAAACAUGAUCGUCAUCAUCGCUCAACUAGUAGACAUCGCGAAGAUAGAACUCAUCAUAGCAAAUCUUCUCAUAAGAGAUCUCACCACGAGUCUUCAUCAAAUUCCAGAAGCAAAUCAUCACAUCACCGAUCACACAAAGAUUGAUCUAGCGGAAUAAAAUUAUAAUUGGUAGUUUGAAUCUACCAAACUUAUAUUUAUUAUAUUUUGUAAUCUAUGGAGUAUGGUUUUGCAUUUUUAUUGUAUUUCACUACUAUCAAUUUUGAUAUUGUAAGUUUUAGCUCCAUAUUUCGCCACA
Molecule: messenger RNA, 2034 nt
Organism: Trichogramma pretiosum
Lineage: Eukaryota; Metazoa; Arthropoda; Insecta; Hymenoptera; Trichogrammatidae
Gene: Moca-cyp
Product: peptidyl-prolyl cis-trans isomerase G-like
Exons: 2
Coding region: 414-1883 (489 amino acids)
Biological process (GO): protein peptidyl-prolyl isomerization
Cellular component (GO): intracellular membrane-bounded organelle
Molecular function (GO): peptidyl-prolyl cis-trans isomerase activity
Source: RefSeq, a predicted model, not a curated record